Messenger RNA from Penicillium maclennaniae, 1350 nucleotides. RefSeq names its product putative ribosomal protein/carboxylic ester hydrolase (Ppe1) (gene ppe1). Gene Ontology annotation, molecular function: protein methylesterase activity. Gene Ontology annotation, biological process: protein demethylation. The record is from RefSeq and is a predicted model, not a curated record. The coding region runs from base 1 to 1350 and encodes 449 amino acids. The transcript has 5 exons. Lineage: Eukaryota; Fungi; Ascomycota; Eurotiomycetes; Eurotiales; Aspergillaceae.
AUGAGCGAACUCCGGAAGUCCUUCGCCAAGUCCAAAUUGGCCAAGCUGCCCCGGAACGUCCCCAUGUUCGAUUCAACUUUGGAUGAGAACCGUGAAGAGGACGUAUUUCCCGCCUCGUCAGCCUCUUCGGCUUCGUCUACAGGAACUCUAGUUCCAUCACCGACGCAGCAUCUAUUUGUCCGGAGAAGUCAGGGGUCAGUCUUUUCCUUCUGUCCCAUACACUUCGUGGAAGCUGGGAUCCUAUAUUUUUUUUUAUUAUGUGUAGGAUCAUCGCAAUCACUGGCAUGGACGGAUUUCUUUUCCCAAGAAUUGUUCCUGUCCCAAGAAACUGACAAUCUCAACAUCAUUCAUCACGUUUAUGUGACUCCACCGGCCAGAUCAGGCCCACUCUUUGUUAUGCAUCAUGGUGCCGGUUCAUCCGGUCUGUCGUUCGCAACAUGCGCUGAUGAGAUCCGAAAGAUCCUACCCGAAGCGGGAUUCCUAUCCAUUGAUGCCCGGGGCCACGGUCGAACGGCCAUAGCCCCAAAAUCAGAAACGGUCGAUCAGAAUCGUCCGUCAACUGCUUUCGCGGCCCAGUGUGAGGCUCUUAGCCAGGUAGAGCCCGACUUAAGUCUGAAGACUCUCAGCCAGGACCUGGUCCAUGUGAUUCGUCAAACGCAGAUUAAAUUGGGAUGGGAGAGCUUACCAGAUAUUGUGCUUGUUGGACACAGUCUGGGAGGCGCAGUCAUCACAGAUGUAGCCAGGACUGGCGAGCUUGGGUCAAAGAUAUUGGCAUUUGCAGUUUUGGAUGUCGUUGAAGGCUCUGCCAUGGAUGCUCUUCAAAGUAUGGAAAAAUACUUAUCUACGCGGCCAACGCGUUUCCCUUCACUGGCAUCGGGAAUAGAAUGGCAUACUCGUUCGCGCACCAUUCGAAACACAGCAUCAGCUAGGGCUUCUGUUCCCUCUUUGCUAUAUGAGGAAAGCGAACCCUCUGACGUGUCUCGCCCAUGGGUGUGGCGCACGAACCUUUCCGCCACGAAGCCGUUCUGGGAGGACUGGUUCAUCGGUCUCAGCCGAAAGUUCCUCGAUGCACGGGGUGGGAAGCUGUUGCUUUUGGCAGGCACAGAUCGGUUGGAUAAAGAGCUCAUGAUCGGGCAGAUGCAAGGAAAAUAUCAACUUCAGGUCUUCCCUGAAGCCGGUCACUUUGUCCAGGAGGAUCAACCCACCAAAACGGCGCAGGUGCUGGUCGACUUUUACAGGCGCAAUGAUCGCAGUGCAUUGGUACUGCCACCCAAAGUAGCGGACAUGCAGGCGGCGGCUGCUAUGAAGAAGGGCACCGGUGCAGCUGAUACACAUCAUAAAUUAAAAUAG